Molecule: messenger RNA, 10515 nt
Organism: Homarus americanus (American lobster)
Lineage: Eukaryota; Metazoa; Arthropoda; Malacostraca; Decapoda; Nephropidae
Product: zinc finger protein 236-like
Exons: 11
Coding region: 79-3144 (1021 amino acids)
Biological process (GO): regulation of transcription by RNA polymerase II
Cellular component (GO): nucleus
Molecular function (GO): RNA polymerase II transcription regulatory region sequence-specific DNA binding; DNA-binding transcription factor activity, RNA polymerase II-specific
Source: RefSeq, a predicted model, not a curated record
CUACACUUGUCGGCGUGAGGUCCUGUGGUGGUGAUGUCCGUGUGUGUGCCAUAAAAACCCUUUCUUCCCUCUGCCGGAAUGUCGCGCAGAAAGCAGAAAUUUCCCGUCCACCUGAAGAAUGAGCAGGUAGAGGGAGGAGAGACCAGCCCACAAGACUCCAACGCAUCAGACAAACUGGAGAGAGACCAAGUCGACGGUGGUGAUGCCAAGUCCCAGGAGACGCCAGAAGCCGCAGCGAACCGCGACGAACGAGUGCCAGUUAACGGUCAAGUGGUGCACGCGCCAGUCUCCAGUCACUACGCAAUGAGUGCCACGUCGGCCGCCGAUAUUUGUUUGGGCACAUCCACCACGCCCUCUGUGACGGUCACCUUCUGUGGACCGUCCAAUAGAAACUUAGUUAUGCCAUCGGGAGUGAGUUUAAGUGGGACGUCUCGCACGGCGUUGACCGAGUCCGCCCACAGGAGUUUAACGACGCCGUUAAGUGUGACGCUAAGUAGCUCGUCGCCCAACUCCGUUAAAAGUGCCAAAAACGGACUACUGUGCGGCGUGGGUGCCCAGCAGUACGAGGCACCCAGCCCCAUCCUCAGUAGCAGUGCCAUAACAUUACUGACAACUGUGACCACCAGUGCCAAUUUAAAGAGAGUGUCGACCGUAGACACUAAGAAGGAACGGGGGAAAGUGGAGGAGGAAGGCAGCCGGGGGAAGGGUAACGCCGAGUUCCCUUACACCUGCCCCGUCUGUCACGAACCUUUCAAAUCGAAGCGAUCUUUUAACGCACACAUCAUUGUCCAUUGUCAAUUGGUUAACGGCACCAGUAGCGGGUCAAAACGUACCAUAGAUCUGUCUGCUAGUCCCUCACCUGAUAAAAAGAGAAUAAGAGAAAACGCCAUCAAUGAACAGCUGGAGUCCGUUCAACAUGGAUUUAUAGCCCCGGUAGAGGAUUCAAGCCUACCAUUGGACCUAAGUUGUCGUGGGUCUAUGGCAGCCAGGAAUUGCGAUAGACCGGCGGCGGUGUCGACCCCAGAGACAAAGGAAUGUUUAAAGAGCCAAGAGAGAGGGACGAGAGAGGAAUUCAAUCCGGCGUUGUUACCCGACCAAGAUCCAGCGGGACCUUUCAACCAUUCAGUGUUGUCCGACCGCGGGCCGCUAGAGGACGAGAACGAGAACUUGGUGAACGAAGCGCGAGAACGAGAGAAAGCGUUCUUCAACACGGCCCAGAAUGAACAGUACCUAACGGAGGACUCCACCGGCUUGGAUCCUCCUCCGCCUCUACCGCUCUACGGUGCCGGGGGAGUUGUGAGGCGCAUACGUGUGAGCAGUGACGACGGACCUCCUAUGGUGUACAGCGUUCGCCUCCAUGCAGAGCAGGUGUUGGUGUCGAGGAUUCUGGGAGUAAACGAUGAAACGGGCGACAAGAUGGAACUGUACAAGUGUUUCAUGUGCAGCGUUGCGUUUCCGUCUGUGUCGCGGCUCCAGGGUCAUCUGUCGCAGCACAAGCAGCGAUUCGUGUGCUGUAAAUGUAGCUUUUCCUGUGAUUCUCGGGUCCAGUUUUCUUACCAUGUCCAGCGUGAGCACCUCUCCCCAGUGGCUCAGUCUCGUAGAGAUAAGGUAGACGUGAGGUGCGACAUGAGCGACGACUCCAGCAGCGCAGAGAACACGGUGACGGUGGCCGCUCUCUUGUCGGCGUUAAGGGAGAAGGCGCAGGAGAACAGACCCGUAAAUUUAACGCCGAAGGAAACUUACGAGGAGGAAGAGGAGGACCACGGGAGUGAGGACUCGUAUCCGGUAUCUCCGUGUUCAGAGUCACAGGAGGCCGGAGAACUUCAGGAGGGAGGCAGCGGGGAGGACCUCUUCAAGAUGUACACUUGCAGGUUUUGUGGCAAGAAGUUUGACCGUGCCUUUUCCUGUAAUCGCCACGAACGAGUACACACGGGAUACAAGCCCUGUUUUUGCCGUGUCUGUGGGCGGGGCUUUUCAGAACCGAGGAAUCUCAGACACCACGUCAUUCGUUUUCACAGUGAUGGGUCGCUGCGUCACCUCAUUAAGCGAGACAGGCGUAAGAAAGGGGACGAAGACUCUCCAACUCCCUCGGUAUCUCCCGUGCCUCUGAAGUACCCUGAAAAUCGCCUGAAAGACGUCCUGAAAGAAACGGCAAAUAAACUAAUAUCUAGUUCUAAUAUUGAUAUGACAGGACUCUCAGGGAAGACCAAUGGUUUAGAAAUCACACUCACCGGUAAAACACUAAACGAUAACCCAAGUAACUACGAGGAAGGGGGCGUGAUACGAUCACCGACUCCUCCUCAGUCAGAUUCCACCAAGGAACAAACUGCUGGUGAUGUUACUACGGCAGUCACCACUUACACCACCAACCUCACCAAGAUCAUUGCCGCCUCACUUGACAAUUCAACUCGCGGAAGCAGACGCCAUCCUGUCUUUACCGACAGUUUUCGCAGCGAUGAACUCGAGCCGGGAGAAAUCAGACUGGACCGCCGCACAAAGAUCAUCGACGAUGGAGAAAGUGGACGUCGUUUAGUGAUCACCGAUGACCAGUCUGACGAGAGCCUGGACCAUUCCCCACACUUCUCUAAUUAUGCACCAAGACUCAACAUCAUACAAGAACCAAUAGACCGAGACAAAGCCCUCAUGCCCAUCACUGACGACAUAGGACGGACCUUCUACGAGUGCCCCUACUGCCACAAGCUCUUCGGCAGCACCUCGGACAUGAACCGACACCUCGACUUCCAUGAAGAUCUGAGGCCUUAUAACUGCGAGUACUGUGACUACUCGGCACGAACCAACAGUCAACUCAAGGUGCACAAGAUGCGGCAUGAAGGAAUAAAACUAUACAGCUGCGAUGUGUGUAAUUAUAAUGGUGUUACUCAAAGCGACUUGAAUCGACAUAAAAAAACACAGAGUCACAUCGCUCGUAGCCAGAACGUCUGCUCUAUGUGUGGUCUUGGCUUCUACACGGCUUCCCAGAAACAGGUUCAUGUAGUGCAGUGUCACCCAGAGGUGGAAGGAGCUUCAUCACUAAUACAGAUGAGUUUAGGUCCACCUGUUGCACCUCUGUUGACGAGUUCUGAUUACUCUCCUCUCACCUCUGGCCCUCCUGCUCCGCCACCUGUGACAGCCACGGCUCGGUAAACAUGUAAGAACUGUAUUAAUGACAAGAUGGUGAGGUUGACACAGUUUGUGGUACACACAAGUUUUUAUUUACUGUGAUGCACAACAGUACAGUACACAGCCUUCAAUAUAAUUGUCCAGUUUUGUACAAAAUGUUUCUUUUAUUCAGAAAAUGGCUACAGGAAGAGAUUCUUUAUGAGGAAAUUUAUUUGUAAUGUUCUUUGUGGAUUAUAAUGUGAUGAAUGAAUAAGUCUUGUGAAGGAAGAUGUUUUACAAGUUCAGGUUAAAUAAUCAACCUUUGCCUUUCGCUUUGGUCUUAACAUAAAAACACAUUAAAGAUACAAAGACUUGUUGUUACAGUGUAGAGGUUCUGGGCAGUAGGUGUGACUCAGAGGUAUGCAAUGAUUGUUUGUCAUGAGGCACAUUAUCAGCUAUAUAAGGUAAUACAAAUUCUGAAUGAAGUGUUAGCAUACUGUAUGUAAGGACUAUCAUGCAAUAUUAAACAUGUGGCUAAUCAGCAUUUCACAGUACUGAGAAAUGAAAAAAAAAAUUGUAGCAUAUUAAAAGUGAUAAUAGUUUACCAUAACAGGACACAGAUGAUGCUUCAAGUUUUAUAGAAGCAGAUGAAUAGUUUUUCUGGUCCUUAUCCAAUUUAUUUCUUUAUGAACCAUAUAUAUGUUCUUUAGAGCUUAAACCUCAUACAGAGCUUUUCAGUAAUAACUACAGUAAUUGGCACCAAGGAAGACAGUAUCAUUAUGGUAUAUUUUCCAUCUGAUCUCUAACAUGUCACUACAUUUUACUUCAGAAUGUUUUAAAGGACUUAAGUUUGGUUUUCUUUCAUGUUAAUAUUUAAAUCUUCAAAAGUAACUUUUUUAAUCUUAUGGGCUAUUUCUUCCACCCUACACCUAUAUUUGUUAACAUCGGUCGGUGCUGGUUCAUGGUAGGGCUGAUGCAUUUGUUUUUCAUGGUUUCCUUCCCUGAGCAGCCAAUAGAAAGGACACUUGAUCUAAAGAAACACAGCCUAACCUAUCCAGUAGUAUUAAUGUCCUAAUUACUGGGUCAAAUGAGGUCUAGAUCAGUUAAGACUUGGUAUCUAUAUAUUUACUCGGUCAGGUUUCAAUUUUAUUAAAUAGAUGACACAGCAUAAACAUUUAAUACCAGUGUCCCUGAAUCAGAGAAGAGUUUUAUUACAUGUGGUUGCCCUUGAGAAUAUCCAUCCCUAAAUAGUGUUACGAACUAGAUGGCUUUUAAAUUGUCGGUGUAUGUGUGGUGGCGUGGCCCAGAAUCUCUCGGUACUGUACUACAAAAGCAACAAGUUCUCCGGUAAUACGAAUAGAUGUGAGACUAACUAACUAUACUAUGUUCAUAAUAAAGAACCAGGUUGGUAGAGCCUCUUAACAGGGUCUGAUAAAUGUUCAGUGUCCUGGUGACUGAUUAUGUCUUUCAGAAAAUGUGUUGAAAGUCAUGUUAAAAUGUUUUUGUUUUUUUUAAUUCUUUCCCUUAUUUCUCCCUUUUUGUCUUUUUUUUCCUCUUCUCUUUCUUCCUCUUCUCUCUCCUCCUCCUCCUCCUUAAGUCUUAUCCCCUACUCUGGUAUCUAAAUCUGAUCACCCUCCUGGCAUCUCACACCAAGAGGCUGGACACUGUCACGCCCUGACCAUUGAAACACAUUUCCUAUAACUGGUUCUCUAAACAUUUAAAAAUUUACUUGUCUUCUCCAUCAAUCGACUGUUUGGUGCCGAGGAGAAACUUCUUAUGUAUGUUCGCCCACUUUUUUUAUUUUAUUUUUUUAAGAAUUGUGGUACCUUAAAUGAAACUCCUGACUUUACCUCACAUAAGGAUGUCGGUGGUCUUGUCUGUUGUCAAAUAAAACACUCACUACGAUAUACCUCCCAUAAAUGCAAGGUGUCUUAAAAAAAAAAAAUGUAAGCACAGUGUGAAUUAAAGGUAUUAUUAGUAUUUAUUUCUUGGAAAAUAUCAUUGAUACUUUACUGAAAAAUUAAAUUUAAUGGAGGAAAAUAAUCAAGUGUAUUCAUUAUGUAUUUUUUUAUAUUUAUUAUUAUACACAUUAUAUAUUUUUUUUAAUAAUUCACAGUGUAUUAUACAUUUUUGUGAGACGCCUUAUAUUUGUACAUGAAACACGGAUGGUUGAAUGAGCAGUUGGGUUGUAUGCAUCAAUAUUUUGUACACAUGCAAUAUACACUAACCAUCAUUUGAAGUUGUGCCCAUGUUAGGAGUCUGGAUUCCUGGCAUUAAUGAUCCGAACUGAUUUUAACGUGCGGAGAUACAGUACAUUUUGAUCAGCGCAUUAAUGCCAAGGUACCGAGAUCCAGACGGCUGACAAAGGCAUAACGGAAGUGCUGGUGAACGACAAGUACAAGUGUUUUUAUAUGUUAAUCGUGCUUUCGUGGUAGCUAUGCUUACUAGCUCUCAGGUAAUAGUCUCUUUCCUGAAUAAAAUAUCGUAUGAUCGUAUUUCAAAAGCGUUCGUCUCGGGACAGUGUUUACAAUCAUCGGACGCCUCACUCGGCCCACCUAAUGCUGGUGGAUGUUGUUGUUGUUCUCUGAGGAAACUCGAAUAACAAUACGUGAGAAAUAGCGGUGCUUUUUUCAUACACAUUCCAAAAUUUCUGAACUCUCAAGAAAAUUCAGGAAUACAGUAACAUUAUACAGUAGUUAGAGUGCCCUUAUGCUGUAGAGGUUAUACACACGUGGCUAGUUCUAAUGCAACGCCGUGCAGGUGUGUGUGUGUGUGUGUGAAGAAUGAUUACAGAACCAGAUUGUUACGGUUUUUUUAUUUGUAUUAUUGUUAUUUUAAAUGUUCCAUAAUCUAGGUGUUUUUAUUUGUAUAUUGGGCAGUUAGAGAGACAUUAGUUAUUAAUGGAAUAGAUUGUUACUCAUUCCAAUUAUCAUAUUUUUACUUCAAUGGUUUAUUUGUUUUUUCAUUUAGGAAUUAGAAGUACUGUAUAUUACUUUUUUCAUGUUGGUAUUGUACUUUGAGCAUUAAGUUAUAAGUAAAGUUAUGUCAAGAUUUUAAUUAGGAAUUUGUCUGAUAUUUUUUUGUUUUCUUUAUUUACUGGUUAGUUCUUUUCAGAUUAUUGGUUUUGUUAUACAGUAUUGUGUGUGUGUGUGUGUGUGUGAAGAUGGUGUAUGAAGCACUUCAGGUGAGGACAAGACAAGUGAUAAGAGUAAAAAAUAAAAAACACCAGAUGAUGUAAUGAAACUAUCGAGAGAUGUUUAAAGGUUAUAAUGGUGCAGUGAGAUGAAGCCGCUCUCUUGUUCUUAUUGUUCUCUCCCGGGACGACUCACGAGUUAGAACAAUGUUUGUAUUCAUGGUACAAGUGUGCUGGUGUGUCGCAUAAAGAUGUUUUAAUAGAUCAUCGUGCUCUUGGGAUAAAGUCACCUUAAUUUUGUGAUGUGUGUGGAUAUCACAUUUUUACCGUCAUAUUGAGACUAAAAAAAACACUAAUACCAGGAUAUAUAGAGACAAAAAUAAAAUACUUUUACAGAAUGGCAAUGCAUUUCAAAUGGCCACAGUUGUACAGGUAUACAGUAUAAUCAGCUUUACUUCAUCUCAUCGGUGGAAUCAAUCCAUUUUGAUCUUAAGUCCAUUGUUUAUAACACCAAAUUGAGUUCUGGGAUUUUGGUUCAUGUACUUGUCUGAAAGAUCUUAGUGAGUUCUAGAUGUGGUCUUUUGUUGCCUUAUGGCCAAAUCUGAAAGGUUGAUUUGUAGAUGAGUAACACUUAGGUCUCGGUGUAGGUCCACGUCCAUGUAAAAGUGGAGGCUGAAUAUUCCACCACUGUAACGUAUCACUUCGACCAAUGGCUCACCUCAGAGUAUCUGAUCAAAAUUAUCAUCGUUUGUGCUGAUCAUUAUCAUCGUUCGUGCUGAUCAUGUUACAAUUGUACGGAAGCCUUCACAACCUUUCCGGACAAGGCUACCAGCACGUCCUACCGAACACAUUACGUGCUGUACGUCAGUCGUUCAUACAUGGAGGUGGAUAUUUGCAUAGUGCAUUAACAACUACAAAGUUUAUGUAUAAAUGUGUUAAUUAUAAACAGAUUUUAGUAAAGCAACUGUUAUGAUUUAUUUAUAGUAGAAUAUUAAGAUAAUGUGCCAAAUUAUCAGAUCUAUAUGUGCCAUUGUGGUGCCAGUUCCCUAAGUGAAGAAGCUGUCACAACCAUUAGUUUGCUGUUACACUACAUAGGAAAUAUUGGUUAUUUGUGUGUUAAAAGUGACGCUGGGCAUUUUAGUGGAUGAGCUCGUUGUGUUGUUAAGAAUGCAGCAGAACUUCUCCGUUCACCUCUAUUUCUCAGUCUGGGAUACUGUAUGUAUAUUAUUUCCCACUAUCGAGCAGGGUGGUCUUUGUAUAAUUACUGCCGAUCAGACUUCCAUUACUACCGAUCCCCUCGACUUGUCUUAGGCAUUGGAACCAGGGGAGCCGUGGCCCCCGACACUUAUAGACUGCAAUUUUCUGCAGUCAUUGACCCCUCAAUAAGAUAUAGCACUGUGACAAAUCUCCCCACAGUGACAGAUUUGUUUCCAUGCCUGCGGACAUGUCAUCACUUAGUCUUUGUACUGAUCUGUGGUUCUGGUCCUCUUCAGUCAUGACAAAAACCAUGUGUUGAUGGGGAUGGUAUAAUACAUUUACCAUUGACAUGAUAUCCAGAAAAUUAAACCACUUAGGAAUGUGUAGUAUGGUACUGUAGUGCUUAAUAAGUUGAUGUAAUAAUAUUUUGUUCUAUUAACCUUUUCAUUUAUUGUAAAUUUUGACACAUUAUGAUCUAAUUAUAGUGAAGAUUGUUGUAUAAUCCAUGAAGUUUGGGUAGGUAUUACGAUUAUUGUUGUUUAAAUCCUGUUCCGUCUUUCACGAUGUGUGACAACAAUCAAGGUUUUUAUUACAAGUUUCCCAGAAUCUUGUGUUUGGGUAGAAGAAUCAACUUACUGAUUUGUAUGUACAGUAGUUUUAAUUCAGAUCAUUUUUUCAUCCCGCCACUGAGAGAUGUUAAUGGAUUUAAGAAUUGGCUCGAAGUAGUUCGUCGACUGCUUCACUGUUUUCUGAGCCUGUUUUGUAAAUAGUACAAUUAUUAUACUUGACUGCUUUGAAUUUCUAUUUUUGUUAGUUUUUCUGGUGCUAUGAAUAUUGUUGUCUUUUAUUUACAAGUAUAUGGGCAUGAUGAUCCGUAUAACUAGGAUUAUUAAUAGAAUUUAAGAGACACAUGUCGGUAAUUGUGAUGGAUCAGUUUUCUACUAGAUAGGUGCUUUAAAAAUCUUACGUAGGCUUCCGAUAAAUGUUGGUAGAUUUGAGAGAAACUAUUGUUUGAUCACAUUCCAUUGCCAGAUUACCUGUAAUAAUUUGUUGGAAAUUUUAAGUUAUGUGAUUUUUACAACUGUAUUAAGCAACUGUUUUAGUUGUAGAAAAACAGGGGCUGUCUUUAUACUGUCCACGUCCUUUACAACUUUUGCUGGAGGUUCACUUUAUUAUGAGAUGGAACUUCAUUGAUGGAAGGCAAAGUCAAGAAGGCAGGAAGAAGUUUGUGGCUAUGAAACCAUUUAUGAAGCAGAUCAAACAUUUUUGUGUGAUUUUUUUCAUAAAUUUAUUUUCAGUUUCACAUUUUUUUCCUCCUGCCACAUCUGGCCGCACAUUCUGUCCAUUAAAACAAAAAUAGUGAAGAUUCAAUCAAAAACUAUCUAGAAAUAAAAUAUAUGACAAGUGAACAUAUUCCCAACUUUUUGAUACAACAGUUUCUUAAGGAAAUUGUAUAAAGCUUCAGUUGAGGACCCAACAUGAUAAAGAUGCCCCAAUGUGUGUAGAUUGUGCAGUUUAAAGCAAGUAUACCAGUAAACUGCUGCUGGUGCAGUAACAGGAAUCACUUACCUCAGUGCUGAAUUGAAUUGCAUGGAGAAUCUCCUCAACCAGGUAUUUAUUAAUAUAAUUAUUUUCACCAUUAUGACUUUCAAUUAUUAUUAUUUAUCAUCAUUAUUAUAAACAAGUGAACUCUAUGAUGCAAUUUAGGGCUUUCACUCUUAAGAGGAAUGUCUUGAUUAUCCAAGAUCUCAGGUACUGAACUUUGUGUAAGUAAUAUGAACUGCAUGUGAUGUUUUAACACAUGAGAGGAACAUAAGAACAUGUACUUGUAAAACUCUUAUCUAGGAUAAUGAAGAUUUAUAUUCAAUUAUGUUGGCCCUAAGUGAUGAGUACAGUAUAGUGUAUCAUUAAACUGUCAUACGUUUGUUUAACGUUACUGUCACUGUCAUGAAACUGAAGUGGCAUUCCCUUGUUUUAUCUCAUAUGUGCCCAAAAGCUUGUGUGCUAAGGAGUUGUACCUCUUAAUUCAGGGAAGAUAUUUUCCAUGAUAGAAACCUCAUUCAUCAAGUUGAACAUUUCCCCCAUUUUUACAUGUUGACCCGUACUUGUAUAUCUCCAAUAAUGACUCAGUACUUCUCAAUUUCACAUUGGUGUAAAGCUGUGCAAAGCGCUCGUAUGGGAUGAAUUUAGAUAACAAAUUUCAUAAAAUAGGUUUAUAAAAUACCUUAAGUAUGAUCUACACAGUAUAUGCAAUGACGUAAUUAUUAAAUUUAUCGUACGUUUAUUUCCACUGUCAAUACAAGUUAUAAAAAGAAACAUAUUUCUUAUACAUUGCAUUUUAGACUUCUAAUAUACAUAUAUAUAUUUUUUGCUACAAUGUAAGAAGAAUAUGCUACUGUAAACUCAUAAACACUAAAAAAGAUACCCACUCAGUCCAGAUACUGUAGUAUGAACAAUAGACAUCGGUAGCUUACCUAACAGUGGUGCUAACUUUAAGAUAAAGUAAUCAAGUUUUAUAUGAGUUUGACCAUUGACUGACAGCUAAGUGACAAUAUCUUGGGAAUCUUCAAUACUGUGCAGUGAAACCUCCACAAAACGGACUACCCUCUUACCUAUAGCCCGUUAGAAGGAAGUUUCAUAUUAAAUGGACUUUGAUCGAACAGACUAACCCUUGACAUGAGUUCUUUUAAACAUUUAAAUAGAGGUCUCGCUGUAUAGUAUUGUUUCAUGUACGGUCCUUGAAGGUGUUCUAACUCCGAGUACGAUGCCAAACCCUCGAGUACGAUCAUAUAAUGCCGUUAGCCCCCAGGAGUACAGUACAAUGAAUCAAUCCAGUAAGUAAGCAUGAUUAACUUCUCUGAGUAUGAUGACUUUAUCAUUGACUCCUGAAUAAUAAUAAGACUUAUUCCUAUAAAUCCAAUAACCUGUACCGAGGGUUUGGUUAUCAUACUCGGAGGGUCACUGCAGGACUAAUACACUUGUAGGAGAAGAAUAUCUGUAACUUAUAUGUACUGGAGAGUCUGUGAAAGUAUUAAUAAAACCUCUGUACUGUACUCUGAGGAUACAGUAUAAGCUAAAUUAUCUUC